Molecule: messenger RNA, 288 nt
Organism: Penicillium diatomitis
Lineage: Eukaryota; Fungi; Ascomycota; Eurotiomycetes; Eurotiales; Aspergillaceae
Exons: 3
Coding region: 1-288 (95 amino acids)
Source: RefSeq, a predicted model, not a curated record
AUGAGACUCGGAGAGGACUUCCCUUUCUCAGCUGGCAGUGAGGAGGAGGAGGAGGAGGAGGAGGAGGAGGAGGAGGAGGAGGAUCUGACUCUGUCGGAUGGAUCAAGGCCUCUUCCAGGCAGAACAGAUACAACAAGUGCGCUUGAGGAAUCUCCCCCGGUCUGGGGUACCCGGUUGAGGUCCACGGACCACCAGGAGGACCUCCCGAGGCUCGGUCGUUGCCGCUGGUUCUUCCUCGAGCCGGACUUUUACGAUUUUCUUGACUAUCUUCACGCCCAUCGCGCUUAG